UUUCAAUUUGUCACAUUUCGAAAAAGUUUCAACCAGAAAAAGAUGGAUUAAGAAAUUAAUAGUAGCCAACAUGUAUAAUGAUCGACCACCAAUGAGUGAGACGCAGUCGUUGGGAUCCAAUUUGGGCUCAACGGAAGUGGAGACGAGCUCCCGAAAUCAUCAGGAGCAGGUGCCAGAUACGAGCUCGCGAGUCUCUUGUGCUUGUGAGAAUUGCAUUGGGAACGUGGGGAGUCCGGAAACUCCUCAACCCAAAGCCAAUUCUUGGAACAGAUACAAUGAUGGCUCGCAAGAAGCACCAGUCUGGAAGGCAACCAAAUCUCAAGCAGCCUCAAGCGUACACAACAUGGACUCCCAGUUGCCGCAAUCUUCUUAUGCCUGGCCAGUGAAUGAGGCACUUUCUAUUCAAAACCCAAAUAUAUCUCAACCUAGCAGCAGCAAUUACUCCAAUCCAACCAGAAUCUAUGGUAAUCCCAUUCUGGAACGACAACAGAGACCAACCAUAUUGGUCAUAGUGGUCAACAAACCUGGCUUGGGAAAACCGAACAAUGGCAAUGCACCUGGCAAUUAUCAUGCAACAACAACAGCAGGUUAUCCCAUAGGUGGUUAUCAAAACUGCUAUCACCGUCCCAGCAUUGUCUAUAAUCCAACAGCAAGCUAUCCAAUUGGUGGCUAUCAGGAAGGCGGCUACAACAGCUUAAUCGGUACAGAUACAGUCGGAAGUCCUUCUAGCAGAGGGAUUAACAGUCAAAACAAUCAACUUACGAAGACUGAAUACGAUAAUGGCCAAAAUCAGAUCCCCCCAAGUGGAACCAACAGUGAUGUGGGUAAGCUCACCAAUGAACCGGGAUACCGAAAUGGAUCUGAUUCUGGGCAAGGUCGUAAACAGUGUUGUGAUAACUGUACCUGCACAAGUACUGAUCGAUUCGAUAAUAAAGAAGGUGAUGAAGAAACCUUUACAGGGCCAAGUGAGACUGAUACUUUCGAUUGUACUUGCGAUAUGGGGGAUUUGGAAAAGACACUAGAGAGUCUAAUACCGAAUGAGAAUUGCCUAUGUUAUCUGGCGAAUAUGUCGAAUAAAAAAAAGAAAAAGAAGAAAAAGCUACGAUCGGUUUUUGAUCGAUUCGCAAGUCCACCUUUUGUAAUCGAGCCGAAACCGAAUUGUUGCAUGCGUUGUUGUGGCAACAGAUCCUGCUGUUGUUCCUGUUGCAACAAAUGCUGCAAUUCAUGCUAUCCCUGGUACUGAAACACAUUACACAG
This is a messenger RNA of Drosophila innubila, 1257 nucleotides long. RefSeq lists its product as uncharacterized. Bases 71 to 1243 code for a protein of 390 amino acids. The transcript has 6 exons. The record is from RefSeq and is a predicted model, not a curated record. Lineage: Eukaryota; Metazoa; Arthropoda; Insecta; Diptera; Drosophilidae.